Molecule: messenger RNA, 628 nt
Organism: Prunus avium (sweet cherry)
Lineage: Eukaryota; Viridiplantae; Streptophyta; Magnoliopsida; Rosales; Rosaceae
Source: RefSeq, a predicted model, not a curated record
UAAGGAAAAAAGGUUUAGCUUUAGGUUUUUCUUACGUAUUUUUAACUUUCCAAAUAAGAGUCUUUUAGAAGGAAGGUUCUCCUUUAAUCAGAUUAUGUGAAAUAUAUGAGGAGGAGGAGGUUGUGCAAGGGAUGCUGGAAAGAAAGCAGAAAUGGUGUCUGAGAUGAAUGCCUUUAACAGUUAAUUUAUUUAUGGACCGUUGGCAUGGGGUUCUAAAGGUCCCAUUGAACCCUAAUGCCAGGACCUACUACCGAGUUGCAGCAUCUCUUUGCCUCUCACGUACUUCAAAGACACUAACCGCUCCUUCAGCAAAUGCCAUCUUUUUCAAUGGAGAUAGAGUAGCAGGCACUGGUAAUCCAGUGAUUGAGAGGCUAUCUGACUUGCAAAAUAUAGCUGAAAUACUGGUCUCAAAGAUUGGUGAGUCGACCAAUGCUUGGGUUAUUGAUGCUUCUGUUUUCAAUGGGCCCUUUGCUGUGUAUCGCGACUUUGUACCAUCUGUUAAUCAAUGGGGAGAGCCAAAGUCAUACUGCCCUGUUGGAUCCCCAGCUUUUGAGUCCAUUAUUUCGCUCUUAUCAAGUUGCCUUCAAGAGGUAUAUAUAGACCUGACGUUGUAGUGUUCCUGGCAUCA